Molecule: messenger RNA, 2485 nt
Organism: Phragmites australis (common reed)
Lineage: Eukaryota; Viridiplantae; Streptophyta; Magnoliopsida; Poales; Poaceae
Product: transcription factor MTB1-like
Exons: 2
Coding region: 324-2180 (618 amino acids)
Biological process (GO): regulation of DNA-templated transcription
Cellular component (GO): nucleus
Molecular function (GO): DNA-binding transcription factor activity; transcription cis-regulatory region binding; protein dimerization activity
Source: RefSeq, a predicted model, not a curated record
GCUGGGCAGCUCGGCUCGGACCCCCGGUAGAAAAAGGGGGGUGGGGCUCCCCUCCUCCCUCCCAUCCAUCUCUCCCAUUUGGGGUCGUCCCCCCCCGGAAAUCGAAAUCCCAGCACCACCGCCACCGCCGCCGCGCCCCCUCCCGCUAAACGCACGCCUCGCCUCCACCCCCGCGCCCUCCACGAGGCGAUUUCUCUACACCUCAGAGCUCGGAUUCACGCGGGAAGAGAUCCGGGCCCCGCGGCUCGGAUUAGGCCCUCCUGCCCGCGCUGGAUUCCGCUGCGUCGGCGUCGAUUCGGGCUCAGGCCCCCCAAUCUGGUAUUAUGGUAAUGAAGAUGGAGAUUGAGGACGAUGGUGUCAUUCGAGGAACUGGUGGGGUAUGGACGGAGGAGGACAAAGCCCUCGGUGCUGCUGUGCUCGGAACAGAUGCCUUUGCAUAUUUAACAAAAGGAGGUGGUGCCAUAUCUGAGGGUCUUGUUGCCGCAUCUUUGCCUGUAGAAUUGCAAAACAAACUCCAAGAGCUUGUCGAAUCUGAGUGCCCUGGUGCUGGUUGGAACUAUGCCAUCUUCUGGCAGCUCUCACGCACAAAGUCUGGUGAUCUCAUCCUUGGAUGGGGGGAUGGCUCUUGCCGUGAGCCCCGAGAUGGUGAGGCGGGAGCUGCUUCUUCUGUAGGUAAUGAUGAUACCAAGCAGCGGAUGCGCAAGCGCGUGCUGCAGCGGUUGCACAUAGCAUUCGGGGGUGCAGAUGAGGAGGAUUAUGCUCCUGGUAUUGAUCAGGUGACAGAUACUGAGAUGUUCUUCCUAGCAUCUAUGUACUUUGCUUUUCCUCGUCGUGCCGGUGGCCCUGGUCAAGUAUUUGCAGCAGGCACCCCCCUCUGGAUUCCAAAUAAUGAGCGCAAGGUAUUCCCAGCCAAUUACUGUUACCGGGGAUUCCUUGCAAAUGCGGCAGGAUUUAGGACUAUUGUUUUGGUGCCUUUUGAGAGUGGUGUGCUUGAACUGGGCUCAAUGCAGCACAUAGCUGAGAAUUCUGAUACUAUCCAGACCAUACGGUCUGUGUUUGCAGGGGCAAGCGGUAAUAAGGCUGCAGUUCAGAGACACGAGGGAAAUGGUCCUACUACUACUGAAAGGUCGCCUGGUCUGGCAAAGAUUUUUGGGAAGGAUUUGAACCUUGGCCGGCCUUCAGCAGGGCCAGUGGUUGGUGUAUCAAAGGUAGAUGAAAGGUCAUGGGAACAGACGGCUGCUGCUGGUGGGAGCUCAUUGCUUCCCAAUGUCCAGAAAGGAUUGCAGAAUUUCACUUGGAGUCAGACUCGGGGCCUGAAUUCUCAUCAGCAGAAGUUUGGCAAUGGUGUGUUGAUUGUGAGUAAUGAAGCCGCACACCGCAACAAUGGAGCCGCCGACAGCCCUAGUCCAACACAGUUUCAGCUUCAGAAAGCACCUCAGCUUCAGAAACUGCAGCUUCAGAAAUUACCACAGAUUCAGAAAACACCACAGCUAGUGAACCAGCAACAGCUGCAGCCACAGGUGCCUAGGCAAAUUGAUUUUAGUGCCGGGACCAGCUCCAAGUCUGGUGUUUUGGUUACAAGAAAUGCUGUUCUGGAUGGGGAGAGUGCAGAGGUGGAUGGCUUGUGUAAAGAGGAAGGGCCACCACUUGUUAUAGAGGACCGACGGCCAAGGAAGAGGGGAAGAAAGCCUGCGAAUGGGAGGGAAGAACCACUUAAUCAUGUUGAGGCUGAGCGCCAGAGGAGGGAGAAGCUCAAUCAGCGGUUCUACGCCCUCAGAGCUGUUGUCCCAAACAUAUCAAAAAUGGACAAGGCCUCCCUGCUGGGCGAUGCGAUAACGUACAUCACUGACCUCCAGAAGAAGCUCAAAGAGAUGGAGACGGAGAGAGAGAGGCUUUUAGAGUCCGGUAUGGUGGAUCCAAGGGAGCGAACACCUAGGCCGGAGGUGGACAUCCAGGUGGUGCAAGACGAGGUUCUUGUCCGUGUGAUGUCUCCUAUGGAGAACCAUCCAGUGAAGAAUGUCUUCCAAGCUUUCGAAGAGGCAGAAGUCCUUGUAGGCGAGUCAAAGGUCACCAGCAACAACGGGACAGUAGUCCAUUCCUUCAUCAUCAAGUGUCCUGGCGCCGAACAGCAAACGAGGGAGAAAGUGAUCACUGCGAUGUCUCGCGCGAUGAGCAGUUGAGCAGAGCGUAGGAUCAGUUGAGGAGCUGGCAGCGCGGGUAGAGGAGGCAGGCGGUUUGCUGUGUUGGUUGCGAACAAGCAGCAGCCUUUGACAUGUUCCAUUGUCGAUAGAAAGCUGUAGGUCGAGAGAGCAAGAUCAGAUUCUGACUUUAGCAAUGCAAGAAAAGGCUCUGCCAUUGUAUGGUGGUAGGUCCUUGUGGUCCUUGUAGUUUUGAUGUUUUUAUUGGGAUGGGAUGGAUGGACACCGUGUUCCUAGUGUAAGCUUGAUGCAGCAGAACAAUAAACAGUAGUAGUACAUGUUUUUCC